AUGGAACAGCAUGUGUUGCUGGGGGCCAGCCGUUCAGACAAGAGUACAAGUCAGUCCAGCCGUUCACUCGGUGCCCGGUGCAGAAACUCUAUCGCCUCCUGCUCUGACGAGCAGCCGCACAUCGGCAACUAUCGUUUACUCAAGACUAUCGGCAAGGGAAAUUUUGCCAAGGUCAAGCUGGCACGCCACAUCCUGACAGGCAGAGAGGUUGCAAUAAAAAUCAUAGACAAAACUCAGUUGAAUCCAACCAGCCUACAAAAGCUCUUUCGGGAGGUACGAAUAAUGAAAGGCUUAAAUCACCCCAACAUAGUGCAGCUGUUUGAGGUGAUUGAGACAGAUAAGACCCUUUACCUGAUCAUGGAGUAUGCCAGCGGAGGUGAAGUAUUUGACUACCUCGUGUCUCAUGGAAGAAUGAAGGAGGUUGAAGCCAGAGCCAAAUUUCGACAGAUUGUUUCUGCUGUCCACUAUUGCCACACUAAGAAUAUUGUCCACAGAGAUUUAAAGGCGGAGAAUCUCCUGCUGGAUGCCGAUGCCAAUAUCAAGAUAGCCGAUUUCGGUUUCAGCAAUGAGUUCACACUGGGAAACAAGCUGGACACAUUCUGUGGCUCGCCACCCUAUGCUGCCCCAGAACUUUUCCAGGGAAAGAAAUAUGAUGGACCCGAAGUGGAUGUUUGGAGUCUGGGAGUCAUCUUGUACACACUGGUCAGCGGCUCGCUGCCUUUUGAUGGGCAGAAUUUGAAGGAGCUGAGGGAGCGUGUGCUGAGAGGAAAGUACCGCGUGCCCUUUUACAUGUCCACAGACUGUGAAGGGAUCCUCCGGCGAUUCCUGGUGCUCAAUCCCGCCAAACGCUGCACCCUAGAUCAAGUCAUGAAGGACAAGUGGAUAAAUUCAGGGUAUGAGGGUGAGGACCUAAAGCCUCAUAUAGAACCUGUUGAAGACUACAGCGAUCCUGCUCGCAUAGAGGUGAUGGUUGGCAUGGGCUUCACCCCUGAUGAAAUCAAGGACUCUCUGCUCAAUCAGAAAUACAAUGAAGUCACUGCUACCUACUUACUGCUGGGCCGCAAAGGCGAUGAGGGCAGCGAGGCCCGCUCAGCCAGUACCCUGUCUUUGGCGAGGGUGCGACCGAGUCCUAUCACCAAUGGAACUAACAAACACUCUUCAACAGCUACUGGCUCCUCUUCUUCUUCCACCUCCUCUUCACACAGUAAGACACAGCGCAGUGCCUCCACUUAUCACAGGCAGCGACGACACAGCGACUUCUGCGGGCCUUCCAUGCCCGUCAUGCACCCCAAACGGAGCCCCACGAGCACGGGCGAGAGGGAGCUACGAGAGGGACGAAUGCCUUCCCGCAAGGCCAGUUGCAGUGUGAUGGGAAGCCACAGCCUCCCUCCAUCCAGUCCAAUGGUUAGCAGUGCCAACAACCCCAACAAGUCGGAGAUACCAGACCGCCGUAAAGACAUGACCGCCACCACAAAUAACAUCCCUGGAAGUGCUAUGACACGCCGAAACACAUACGUGUGCACGGAUCGCUCAGGAGCUGACAGGCACUCUCUCCUGCAGAAUGGCAAAGAUAACAGCUCCCUGGGCCACCGGAUGCCUGCAGCGUCUCCAUCCACACUCAGCAUUUCUGGGGCCGGAGCUGCAUCUUCCUCUUCUUCGGACCGAUGCCGCUUGACCCGAGGCUCCACCAUCCGCAGCACCUUCCACGGUGGACAGCUGAGGGACCGUGGCCCGCCGAUAUACUCAGCCCCGCCCACUUCACCUACCCUGUCCCACCAUGACGCCAGCCCGCUGCCCCACGCUCGCACCAGGGCAACCUCCAACCUCUUCACAAAGCUGACCUCCAAACUCACUCGCAGGGUCACAAAUGAAUCUGAGGGAAUCAGGAGAUUUGCGGUCACAAGUUGCCAUCUACCUGGGUAUCAAAAAGCGUCCGAGCCCAGGGCCGUCGGACGUGGCUGGGAUCUGAGAAGCAGUGGGCGGCGGGACCCUGCGGAGGUUGUAUUGGCUCUGCGGGAGGCAGCACUCGGAUGUGGCUGCCAGGUGCACCACGCCGGCCCCUUUCUGCUCUCCUGCACCCACGGCGUGGCAGGGGGCCGCGUGGCUUUUGAGGCCGAGGUGUGCCAUCUUUCCACGGGCGCCUCCGGGACUUCCAACGGGGUGCGCUACACACGACUCUGGGGUGCACCACUAGCUUUUCGGGACAUCGCCACCCAAAUAUCCAAGGAUCUUGAACUCUGA
This is a messenger RNA of Nerophis lumbriciformis (worm pipefish), 2241 nucleotides long. The record is from RefSeq and is a predicted model, not a curated record. Lineage: Eukaryota; Metazoa; Chordata; Actinopteri; Syngnathiformes; Syngnathidae.